This is a messenger RNA of Haliotis rubra (blacklip abalone), 4436 nucleotides long. Its product is annotated as unconventional myosin-IXb-like. Gene Ontology annotation, cellular component: actin cytoskeleton; vesicle; myosin complex. Gene Ontology annotation, biological process: actin filament organization; vesicle transport along actin filament. Bases 235 to 3288 code for a protein of 1017 amino acids. The transcript has 25 exons. Gene Ontology annotation, molecular function: cytoskeletal motor activity; actin filament binding; ATP binding. NCBI's taxonomy places the organism in Eukaryota, Metazoa, Mollusca, Gastropoda, Lepetellida, Haliotidae. The record is from RefSeq and is a predicted model, not a curated record.
ACCAACGGGUUAACUUGACACGGUGUUCCCGGGCUAAAAGCAAUUAGUGGUUAUCAUGCGUGUUACCUGUCUCCUUGAGUUAAUACGAUAUGAUUCAAGCUGUAAUCUUGGACAAUGAAUACAAGGAAAGACUUACGGGAGUCAGAGAUAACGGAUGUUGGAUAACUGAGCAAGAGGAUAGAUACAGCAUGUGAUUUUGGAUGUGAUAACUUUGGCCAGCUGUAGUUAUCCAUAAUGAGUGGGAUGCGAGUGGAUGAUCUGACUCACCUGGUUGGUCCACUUACAGAGGACAGCAUUGUCAGAUGUCUGCAGGCCAGGUUCUACAGCCAGCAGUACCAGACAAGUGUUGGGCCCACUCUGAUAUGCCUGAACCCGUUCCACCAUGUCCCAUCACCCAUGGUCCUACAGGACUGUCACCAAGCUGGGCAUCAGUUGCAGGGGCUGGUCAACACUGCCCUGUCACAACACAUCGACUCGGGGCACUCACAACUCAUCGUGCUCAGUGGUGAGAGUGGGAGUGGGAAGACUCACUGCACCAUGCACAUCCUGCGGCUGUUGUACGAGCGGUCAGGCGGGGGCACGAAGACAGACAUGUUCAGACACCUAAUGGCGGCCAUGACAGUUCUCCGAUCACUGGGAUCAGCUGAGACAACGUGCAACACUGACAGCACACGCAUUGGAAUGUACUUGGAGAACUUGACCUCCGACUGUGUGAUAUACAGAACCAAGAUUCAUGGUCUGUACGUAGACCAGGGUCGAGUGACCUAUGUUCCUCGGAGGGAGAAAAACUACCACAUAUUCUACCAGAUGCUGGCUGGAUUAUCUGAUGAAGAAAGAGUGAAGCUACAUUUAAAGGGGUACUCCCUCCACAACCUGCGCUACCUCAGCUGUGGUAACCUCCAACAGAACGUGACAGACGAUAUGCACAGAUUUGAUGUAUGGAAGUCGUCCUUGUCAAUGCUUGGAAUCCCUGUAAUGGACAUACUGAGGGUGUUGGCGGCCAUCUUGUUGCUGGGGAAUGUGGAGUUUGUGGAGAGUCCAGGGAUGGAGCUGGAGGUUGUAGGGAACGAUGAAAUCAAGUCUGUAGCAGCUCUGCUGGGCGUGUCAGGGGUGUCCUUAUACCGAGGCUUCACUACGAGGACUCGCCAUGUUCAUGGCCAUGUCUCCCGCAGCAUUACAGAUGCAAGAAGUGCUAACUCAACUCGAGAUGCCUUGGCAAGGGCCCUGUAUUACCGUACCGUAUCCACGGUGAUGAAGCGAGUCAACAGUAUGCGUCGUCAGGCUUCCAAUCUUGCCCAGAGCAUGGAGAGCCUCGAGUCCAAGGGAAGUCGCAGUAGUGCUCAGUAUAGCCAUCGUCCCGACAUCCUUACCACCAACCCUGGAGAUUCCUCCUCCACAAUCCAACAUGGACGAAAGUUCUCUGAUGGUUUUGUGGGUAUCGUGGACCUUUUUGGCUUUGAGCUAGCAGAGGUGAAUCAGCUGGAGCAGCUGUGUGUGAACCUGUGUGCUGAGGCCAUGCAGAACUUCUACAACAGCCACAUGUUCCGCAGCCCCAUGGAAGCCCUCCACGAUGAGGGUAUUCACCCGGAGAUAGACAUUGUACACUUCAACAACAUGCCUGUCAUAGAGCUGCUGUCGUCACAGACAAAUGGUAUUGUGAGUAUCCUGGAUACUCUGACUGCUCAACCCAAGAAAACAGUCGAGGCGUUUGUCCAGGAGAUUAAAGCAAGGCACAGGAUCAACAAUUAUUUCUUUGAGCCAUUACCAAAGGUUGAGCGGUUGUUUGGCAUCCGCCAUUUCUCAGGCCGUGUUGUUUAUGACGCCAGCAACUUCCUCUCCACCAAUCAGGAUCAGAUUCCUGAUGACAUCAUCAGUAUUUUCUCCAAGCAAAACUGUAAUUUUGGUUUUGCCUCCCAUCUCUUCGCACAUGAAGUCAAAACCAUGAGUGAUAAUGGUCAGGGCCCACGAGGGACCAAGUACAGGAUUCUACCCACCAACCACCAUGAUACAGGAAAACAGGAUGAAGAGUGUCGCGGGUCACUGUGCCACGACUUCCAACUGAGGCUGGACAACCUGCUGCAGUCAGUUGUAAAUGCCAAGCCACACUUCAUCAGAUGUGUCAGAAGUAAUGAUCAUGGUGAGAUGGACUCUUUCUGUCCAGAGACUGUCAUACAGCAGAUCCGGUCCCUGCAGAUCCUGGAGACUGUCAGGCUCAUGGCAGGAGGCAUGCCCCACAGGAUGCGGUACAAGGGGUUUAAUGUCCGAUAUGGCCUGUUCCUGCCUCAGUCUGCCCAGUUCCAGCUGCAGAGUCCCCAGGAGGAGUGUCGGAUCAUCCUGACCAGCUUCCUCAGGGCCAUGGACGACGGCCGGCUUCCCUACGUCAGUACACAAUGGACCCUCGGCAAGAAGCAUCUGUUCUACAGUGAGGGCACUCGUCAGAGUCUUGAGGGCAUGCGCCAGGAGAGACUACACGACGCUGCUGCUAAAAUACAGGCAUGCUGGCGAGGGUCAAAAGUGAGAGGGUUGUGGCCUGAAGUAAGAGCUCGGCUAAGAACACGGAAAUCAUCAGAGAAAAGGUUGAGACACAGAUCCUCUCAUUCCUCCUCCAGUGCCAGCAGCACACGAAACCUGCUGGAGGAAGAAUACAGACCACACAGGGGAGAUCACUCCCAACAUCUCUCCAGGACACACAGGGGAGUUCACUCCCAACCACACAAUGGUCAUCACACCCAUCUACAUAAGGGAGAUCACUCCCAGCCUUCCAGGGGAGACCACUCCCAGCCUUCUAGGGGAGAUCACUCCCUCCCACACAGAGGAGCUCCACAGAGUAACAAGACAAAUCACCAGCACCACAAGGCGGAUCAUGGUAUUGAUCAACAGGGGAUCAGUCACCACCGGCACAAUGUAGAUCAUCAUAGUAGAAAGAUGGACCAUCAGGUGUCAAGGUCGAAGCAGAGACAGGUGGAGAAGGUGGAUGAAUGGGUCCUGCAACAAAUAUGUUCCAUGUAUUCUAUCAACCAGGAUUCCAGACCGCCGAUGCCAUCGAGGCGGAACUACCUGGUGUACGAGGGGAUGAGGAUGGAGUUCCCUCACUACCGCAUCAUGAAACAUAACUUUGCAGGUGAUUCACAAGGUCUGACGCUCAUGAAAGGUCAAGAGGUGACGGUCAUUGGUGUUUCACAGCAGAAAGGUUACAUGAGAAUCAAGUAUUGCAACUCAGUCCUUCACGUUCCCCAUGACUACCUGGACUUUAAGUCAAAUGCUGAUGUAACGUGUACAGAUAUUUGACGUGAGUCAACUGUUGAAGAGUUUGGUGCAUUGAGAAAGUGCUAUGGUGAAACUACCUCCAGAACUGCUGCCAAGUGAACUUAUGUACUCAAACGCCACUCGCUGGUGAUGAGAUUACAGCCAUAUUCAUCAGAGAUGAUCAAAUUAUACUGGGUGGUGAUGACUAGUCAUAAAGGUUGUGUGAAAGAUAGGAUUAUUGAAUCAGUUUGGACCUAUCAUGAGUAUCUACAAUGCAGUGUAAUUUGGGAUGAACAGUUCCCAUGAGUGCCAAGUGUUCUAAUUAUGUCAACUCAGGUUCUGUUUUUCAUGAGGAACUGUCUACUGGAACGAAAUACAGCAGAAACCUGAUUGCAGGAGAAUUUUCUUGGACAAUACGUUUCCUUAUUCCUGGAACAUCUUGUGCAAGAAAGGUGAAGGUGUUUCCAGGAUUAAUCUUCAUCAUGGACGACCCACAGACCACAAGACAGCCACUAGAGUUUCUGUUAGUCUGUCAAUUCAGUAUUCCUGGUGUGUUACACUUGACUCUGAGUGCCAACAAGUCCAAGCUAAAUCUACAUAAAUGAUAUGCAGUUAGGCUAAGUUUAUGGUUACCCCAAACUGACUGACCAAGCUAGAUAAAAGAUAAGACUUUGACAAGAGGGGUACACAGAGUGGACAGACACAGCGGGAGAACACAUGGUAGGACAGACCCGGAAGAUGGUCGAUUCCCCGCUUCACACUCUUUGUGAAGCCCAUAGCAACUCACUAACUGUUGAGCCCACGUAGGGACUAAGCAUACCUUCUCGGCAUUGUGUAACGCCUACUCAUGUCAUAAAGGGUAUCAUAUGACAUUUUUUGUGCCAAGUGAUAAAGUUUUCCUCACAGCUGCUAAUAACUCAAAUCAACCCUGGACGUCAGAGACAAUUCCAAAGAUCUGAAUCAAUUCUCAAAAUACUUUGAAAAACUUGGUUUCCACAAUCGACGGAAGCCAUGAUGUGAUGAAUGGUGUAUUCAGAGGACUGGACUGGAUGUAUGAUGAAAGCAUGUACUGAAUCAACAUAUGACUGUUAACCAGUACUGUAAAGAUUGUGAAAUGACACUGAACCUGAUGUUGUAUUUCCUGAUAUUAUUUUGCCAAAUAUACAUCAUCAUUCAUUCAGUGAAUCAAA